Messenger RNA from Paramecium primaurelia, 1269 nucleotides. The record is from the annotation of a GenBank genome assembly. NCBI's taxonomy places the organism in Eukaryota, Ciliophora, Oligohymenophorea, Peniculida, Parameciidae.
AUGAAAUUUACUUUAAGUGGACCUGAGGAGCUCAUUAAAUAGAUAAAAGAGGGAAUUUUUAACUUUAACCCUUUAGAAAUUUUGGGCAUUGAAUAAUCAAAAGAUGCACGUGCUAGUUUUAUAAAUAAAAUAACAUCUAAGAAGAUCACCAAAAGAAUUGCAGUAACCUUGGCCUUUGAUUAAAUUUCUACAAAAUAAUCUAAUAGAUAUCUUGAAGUUUAUUAGAAAAAAGGUUAUUAUAAAUUAAAUAUGCAAAAAUAUGGAGUGUAUGAAGCAGCUCUAAUUUCUGAUAUUGAAUACUUAAAACAAAAUUUGAAAAAUGCCAAAAAUCAAUAAUAAGAACACAAGAGAACUUUAUUAUAUACUUGUUGUAGAUCAGGAUUCUAUGAUUGUGUAGAGUUGUUGCUACAUUAUGGUUGCGAUAUUGAAUAACAAUAAGACACUAAUAGUACUCCUUUACAUGUAGCCAGUUUUUAUGGUCAUAAAAAUGUGACUCAAUUAUUAAUUAGUUAUGGAGCCAACAACAAUAUAAAAAAUCAUUAUAAUAAUAUUCCUUCAGAUGAGGCUAGAACAGAUGAGAUAAAAUAAUUAAUCAUUAGUAAUAAGGAUGAUAAUAUAUUAACAUUUUUUUAAUAAUCAAAAAAAGAAGGAAUAGUUGAAUUUAUUGAAAGAUCCAAGAAUGACAACAUGAUUAGGAUAUACAGAAAACUAAAAAAGGUUGAUUUAAAAUUAUUAUUUAAGAACAAAAAAGAAUAUUGUCAUUGCUAUCAUGGGACUAAAUUUAAAUAUAUAAAACCAAUUUUAGAUGUGGGAUUAUAACCAUCUGGAGCAAAAACUAAAUAUGGAAAGGUUGAAACACCAAGUAACCAUAUCCAUCCAGAUGAAACGAUAGGUGGUAUUAAAAAUUGGGCAAAAGCUAUAUUCACAAGUCCAAGUGCUUUUUAUGCAGCAGACACAGCUUACUCGGAGAGAAUUUAGAAUAAAGGUCAUUAAUAUUGUUGCCUUGUAGAAGCAUUAAUAAAAGAAGGCUCAUAUAAAUAAUUCCCGUCGACAGUCUUAAAAAGAGUUUUCUAAAUUAAAAAUGAACCUGCUGAUGUUGAGUAUAGAAUUGACUGCAAUCAGGAUGCUCCAUUAAUUUAAAGAACUGAGGAUGCAACUAAAGUCAUUGUGUUUUCAGCACUAUUUUUAAAAGAGUAAUAUCUAUAGAAUCAAGAAAAUUAUGAUGAAUGCAAUUAAUUUCUUGAUAAUUUAAGUGCCUUUGAAUUGUGA